Molecule: messenger RNA, 1280 nt
Organism: Patella vulgata (common limpet)
Lineage: Eukaryota; Metazoa; Mollusca; Gastropoda; Patellidae
Product: sodium-coupled monocarboxylate transporter 2
Exons: 8
Coding region: 193-1200 (335 amino acids)
Biological process (GO): transmembrane transport; sodium ion transport
Cellular component (GO): membrane
Molecular function (GO): symporter activity
Source: RefSeq, a predicted model, not a curated record
GUUGACUAGCAGUUUUGGAGUGGGUUCGUUUAAAAACUACCGCUCAUUUACACUAUAUUUCUUGGUCGUGGAUUAGACAGAUAUUCGUAUAUAGACUGGAACUAAAUAAUCUUUAAAUCAAGUUAUAUUUGAAUUUGUUGGAGAACGGAUUUCACCGAAGGCUAAAAGGGAUUCAGAUCUGGUUUUGUGAAGAUGGAGCGCCAGUAUAGUAUUCACACGGGCCAGAAGAACUCUUUUAGUAUGGUGGAUUAUUUUAUAUUUGGCGGUACCUUACUAGUAUCGUCAGUGAUUGGAAUAUACUAUGCAAUCAAAGACAGGAAGAAAAAGAGUAUUAAAGAUUUCUUAUUGGCGGGAGGUGAGAUGCAUGUGGUACCUGUAGCUCUUUCUCUGUUGGCAAGUUUCAUGUCAGCCAUUACUUUAUUGGGAACUCCAGCUGAGAUAUAUAACUAUACGACUAUGUAUUUAUGGAUAGCUUUGGGUUAUGUUUUAACAAUGGCAUCUGCUGCACAUAUUUAUAUACCUAUAUUCUACAAUCUGAAGUUAACCAGUUGUUAUGAGUAUUUAGAAUUGAGAUUCAGUAAAUGUGUUCGGAUGAUAGGCACAUUAGUGUUUAUUACACAGAUGACAAUAUACUUGGGAAUUGUUUUGUAUGGACCAUCAAUGGCUAUAAAUGCAGUAACUGGUCUGUCUCUAUGGGGAGCUAUCUGCACCGUGGGAAUAGUUUGUAUCUUUUAUACGACUUUGGGUGGCAUGAAAGCUGUGUUAUGGACAGAUGCAUUUCAAGUUGUAAUGAUGGGAAUGGGUUUACUGGCAGUAAUGAUACAAGGUUCAAUAGAAAUUGGAGGUUUAUCAAAAGCUUGGGAAAUCGCUGCACAGAAUCAACGAGUUGUUUAUGAUGAUUUUAGUGUUUCCCCAGCAACAAGACAUAGUUUCUGGUCUCUCGUGAUUGGUGGAGCCUUUCUCUGGACGUCUGUAUAUGGAACGAAUCAAGCCCAGGUUCAAAGAACGCUGGCUUGUCCAACAGUUAGACAUGCUCAAAUGGCUAUAUGGUUAAAUGCUCCAGGUCUUAUGAUAAUUCUUGUACUAUCAUCACUAAUUGGUAUUGUCAUGUAUGCCUUCUAUGCUACAUGUGAUCCUAUCAAAUUUGGCCUUGUAUUUGCUUCAGAUCAGGUAUUAUCCAAAUAUCCAUGGGUAUUUUAAAAAUAAAGACUUAUGGAAUAACAGCUACUUAUUUAUUUGGGCGACGUUUCGAAGAGUAUCAAGCUAAUACAGUAAUACAA